Pelodiscus sinensis (Chinese soft-shelled turtle) is the source of this 570-nucleotide messenger RNA. The record is from RefSeq and is a predicted model, not a curated record. Lineage: Eukaryota; Metazoa; Chordata; Testudines; Trionychidae.
AUGGAUUUCCAUGACCCCCUUACAUUUACUAUGAGAGUUUUUAAAAGUAGCAAAAAAGCAUCAAUAAUCUUUUUUGUGUGUGGCAUAUUUGAUCUUCAAGGGUUUGUCAUCAAAGGAAGCCUGGCAGGAGCUGCUGUGUACGUGGCAUUUGAUCAGGGGCUGCUGGGGAAUGGCAAUCGAGGGGCAGAUGCCCUCAAAAAGGCUCGCUCAGCAGUGCCUCCAGCUGUACAGGAAUGGGCAAAUUACAUAGGUUGGGAGGUUCCAUCCACUCCAAAAUUUGACUUUUCUGUGUCUGAAACCUGGAACACAGGAGUUCAGGCCACUAUGUCUGCUCUAUCUGUGGCUCCCAGGAAGAUCCAGGAAUACACCCAGGAUGGCUGGAAGUACAUGAAGGGCCUCAUCAAGUGAACGUUCUCUCAGACGCUAGCUGUUACCUUGAUGCUACUGUGUCUGGGAUGAGAUGUAGUAAACACCACUAGAGGGCAGCUCAUCCAUCAUGCAAAGGCUCCAAUAAAAGACUCUGGCACGUCCUUUUGCAUCUGGAUUGGUGUUAGCAUGCAAGAUCUGCAA